This is a messenger RNA of Drosophila ficusphila, 1633 nucleotides long. It is a transcript of the gene Spt3, whose product is annotated as transcription initiation protein SPT3 homolog. The record is from RefSeq and is a predicted model, not a curated record. Gene Ontology annotation, molecular function: transcription coactivator activity; protein heterodimerization activity. Bases 158 to 1318 code for a protein of 386 amino acids. NCBI's taxonomy places the organism in Eukaryota, Metazoa, Arthropoda, Insecta, Diptera, Drosophilidae. Gene Ontology annotation, biological process: transcription by RNA polymerase II. The transcript has a single exon.
CAGAGCCCUCAGCCAUUUUAGUAACACAGUAUUUUGCGCUGUGAAUUUGGAAAAAGUGUAUAUUGUUCCUAUCGGAUAUAGUAACGAUAGUCCAUCUCUGACAUUUUCCUUAACAUCAGCUGUUGUGAUUGAAGUGGUGACUUUGUUUGUAAAUAAAAUGAACUACAACGCCAAGCGUGUAAUGCGCCAGAACUCGGUUUGCAUAGGGUCUAACGAUCUGGCUUCGUCUCCGAUAAUGGUAGGACCCGCCCCGCCUUCGGCGCCCAGCACGCCGCAACUGCAGACCACCGAGGACAUCAAGCCGAUUCAUGUGCAGCGCCAGGUUAUCUUGCUGCAGAGUGCCCCUAUUCCGCAGAAUCCUUCGCCGAAUCAGCAGUUGAGCUUGCCUGCUCAAAAUGCAGCAGGCGGUGCCAGUGGAAGCAACAUUGCCAAUACUCCGCAGAUACCGGAUGACGCCCCAGUGUCUCUUCUCACGGAGAUCGCCGAUAUUAUGCGCAGUUUCGGGGAUAGCGAUCAGCCAAUAAAAACGAGCGUCAAGCUGGUGGAGCAGAUCCUGCAGCAGCAACUGCGUGGCAUCUUCAACGAAGCCUCUUUGGUGGCCAUGCGACGCAAGCAGAAUCCAUGUCCCUCGCAGGCGGACUUCGAGUUCCUGAUGCGGAACCACCCAGUAAAGAUUGCGCGCAUGCGAAAGCACCUCAAGGAUAUGCGCAUCCUCAAGAGGUUUCUCAGCAUCCGGACAGGAAGACCCCAGGACUUUAUGGACGAUCUGGAGCAGCAGGAGGAGGACGAGGAGUUGGCCAUUGAUGUACACGAGUUGCACGACGAAGAUCGCAUGCGGCGGCUGUUCCGAGCUGAUCGAAUUUCGCAGAUUCUUACGGGUCAGCAGUAUUUAGAGUUCAAUGAGGCACGCAAGACAUCCUUCUACUGUCGCCAUGGCGAGAAGAUAAAGAACAAGUUUCGACGCUUUCUGGACCUUCCGGCCGACCUGCGCAUCCCCACACCCACCAUGAACAUCUUGGCCUAUUUGGCGCAUGAGACCAUUGCCGCCAUUGUCGACUACUCAAUCCUGACGCGACUAAACUCGGGCAACCGAGUGACCGAGCCAUACAGCCGAGUGACCUCCGCUGGCGGCAGUCCGGCCAUGAUGCACGUCUGUCCCGAGGUCACACAGGGUCGUGGCAUGGAGGUGGUCAAGCCAAUAAGUGUACCGGAGAUUCACGAGGCCAUGCGCCGCUUCCGGCAAAUGAGCAGCCGGAAGAUUGGGCGAUACCGCAACUCGUGUGACAUCGAUUUCCGACGCAGUUUCCUAGCCAUUUAACUUAUUUCGUAUACUGUUUCUAGUUUGGGAAAGUUCUAACUGAUUUUGGCAGCGAUUUUUGUUUGGUUGCAAUUUGAUGUAGACGAGUUUUGGGUUCAAAAAUUCAACACUAGCGGUACUACUAGUUUUAAAAAUGCAACGAAUAUUGGUUAUCUCUUUCAUUUACAUUGUAAGAACUGUUUAAAAUUUAAAUAAAAUAUUAAUAAAGCUUACCUUUGUAACAUUUUAUUGCUGAAUUUUUGAUAAAAAAUCUGCAGAUAUUUAAAAAUAAAAUGAAUAAAGCAUUUGAAAAAGUGUUACAUGUUGAAAUCUGAA